AUGACUCAUCAUCAACCAAGCAACCAACAACCGCAAACGAUGUCGUCGCAACCACCCACGAUCCAGACGGCGCAGGUGAUGGCGCUGGAAGCCAAGGACCUCCGGGCCAAAGGCCGCGUCCAGGAAGCAGCGGCCAAGCUUGAGUGCACCAUCAAGGUGCUGCUGGACGCCGCCAAGGCCAUGACAUCCGAAGAGAGCAGACAAAGGCUCCUUGUGAGCGUGAAGCGCUACCUCGAUGCCCUUGAGGAUCUCAAGCAGUUGGCCAAGCUGGCAUCAAAGCGGCUGGAGAUUGCACAGGGGACCACAGGCCACUCCUACGAGUCCAUCUUUGGUCCUGUCAUGCAACGGGCGACAGAAGUGACAUUGGACGAGCCUUAUCUGUGCAAACCAUACCAGCUGCACAACCUCACACGCUUCUGCGAGUUGUGUGCUCGUAAUGAAGUGAAGGUGAUUCGAGUCCACACCACCAACCCGCGCGGCGACGACAUUUCCUUGCGCGACGCCUCAGUCCACACACUCAAAGCGUCAUUGCGCGAGCACGGAAUGACGCUUCAUGUCAACAUUCGCGGGGAUCUUCACGACCGGCAAGCAAAGUUCAAUAACGGGUUCGUGGUCCGGCUUGGGCGUGGCCUGCACAUCUACCAGCGGUCGCCACACUACACGCUCGGCAGCUUUGACGACAAGUUCAGAACGUGCCUUGCCACCAACAUCACAUACGAUUUCGACGCGUCACUGCAACCAUCGUAGCUCAACACCAGUAUGUGUUGCGUCUGUUACUCAAUCUCGCGUCUGUCUGUACUCAUUGAUCGCCCUGGCUGGGCGCCUGCUUGUUAUUUGCUUGUGACGCACCACAACCCCUUGAUAAUGGAUGCUUGCUUGUUUGCUUGGGUCAAUUUGUGCAAGGAUGAACGUUGUAUCGUGAUGGGAUUGCGGUGAAAUGAAUCAAUGCAGAGAGAAGUUGUAAACAAA
Salpingoeca rosetta is the source of this 969-nucleotide messenger RNA. RefSeq lists its product as uncharacterized. The record is from RefSeq and is a predicted model, not a curated record. NCBI's taxonomy places the organism in Eukaryota, Choanoflagellata, Craspedida, Salpingoecidae. The transcript is spliced from 6 exons. Bases 1 to 747 code for a protein of 248 amino acids.